This is a messenger RNA of Nomascus leucogenys (northern white-cheeked gibbon), 2918 nucleotides long. It is a transcript of the gene TTC16, whose product is annotated as tetratricopeptide repeat domain 16. The record is from RefSeq and is a predicted model, not a curated record. The coding region runs from base 70 to 2730 and encodes 886 amino acids. Lineage: Eukaryota; Metazoa; Chordata; Mammalia; Primates; Hylobatidae. The transcript is spliced from 14 exons. Gene Ontology annotation, molecular function: protein binding.
CUAGCAACGUCAGGGCCAGGGCCGCGAGGUAGUUGGCAGAGGCCUCGGGGUCCUCCUGGAAGGGGCCUCAUGACAGAUUCGGACGAGGAUGCCCUGAAGGCUGACCAGGGCCCCUCACAGGACAUCCCAAAGCCGUGGGUGUUUCCAGCCCCCAAAGGGAUCCUGCAGCACAUCUUUGGGACCAGCCAGGUGUUCCAAAGCAUCUGUGAUGUAAAACCAAAGGUCACAGGGUUAACAGUGCCCCUCAAAGUCAGGGAGUACUACUCCAGAGGCCAGCAGUGCUUGGAGCAGGCAGACUGGGAGACAGCUGUGCUGUUCUUCUCCCGCGCACUCCACCUGGACCCACAGCUGGUGGACUUCUACGCCUUGCGGGCCGAGGCCUACCUCCAGCUCUGUGACUUCUCCUCAGCUGCCCAGAACCUGCGAAGGGCCUACUCCUUACAGCAGGACAACUGCAAGCACCUGGAGCGCCUCACCUUUGCGCUUUACCUACAGGGCUUUCUGCUGCCAACUAGGGGGUGCAGCUGGGCUGGGGUGGCAAGCAGGAUUGACUGUCCCCUGUGUCCCCAGGGACAAUGCCUUUUUGAGCAGUGUGCCUUCCUGGAUGCCCUGAAUGUCUUCUCACAUGCUGCUGAGCUCCAGCCUGAGAAACCAUGCUUCCGUUACCGAUGCAUGGCCUGUCUCCUGGCCCUCAAGCGGCAUCAGGCCUGCCUCUCGCUCAUCACCAAGGAGCUGAAGCAGGACACCACCAACGCCGAUGUCUACAUCCUCCGGGCCAGACUCUACAACUUUCUCCAGAAGCCCCACCUCUGCUACCGCGAUCUGCACGGCGCCUUGCUGUUGAAUCCCAAGCACCCGCAGGCCAGGAUGCUGCUCCAGAAGAUGGUGGCCCAGGCCCAGCAGGCGCGCCAAGACGCGGGGAUCCUGGCCGUGCAGGGCAAGCUGCAGCACGCACUGCAGCGGAUCAACUAUGCCAUUGAGAACAACCCUCUGGACCCCAGUCUCUUCCUCUUCCGGGGCACCAUGUACCGACGGCUCCAGGAGUUUGAUGGGGCAGUGGAGGACUUCCUGAAGGUGCUGGACAUGGUGACCGAGGACCAGGAGGACAUGGUGCGGCAGGCGCAGCGCCAGCUGUUGCUGACCUACAACGACUUUGCUGUGCACUGCUACAGGCAGGGCGCCUACCAGGAGGGCGUGCUGCUGCUGAACAAGGCCCUCCGGGAUGAGCAGCAGGAGAAAGGACUCUACAUCAACCGAGGCGAUUGCUUCUUCCAGCUGGGCAACCUGGCCUUUGCCGAGGCAGACUACCAGCAGGCGCUGGCGCUGAGCCCGCAGGACGAGGGCGCCAACACGCGCAUGGGCCUGCUGCAGGAGAAGAUGGGCUUCUGUGAGCAGAGGCGCGGGCAGUUCCAGAAGGCAGAGGACCACUUCUCCAUGGCCAUCCGGCACAACCCCCAGAAGGCCCAGUACUACCUAUACCGGGCCAAGAGCCGGCAGCUGCUGCAGAACAUUUUUGGGGCCCGCCAGGAUGUGGCCACUGUCCUGCUCCUCAACCCCAAGCAACCAAAGCUGUCCCUGCUGAUGACCAACCUCUUCCCGGGCAUGUCGGUGGAGGAGGUGCUUAGCACCCAGAUAGCCCACCUGGCCAGGCUGCAGCUGGAGAGGAUGGUGAAGGGCAGCCUACAGGCCGGCAGCCCACAAGGCAUUGUGGGGAUGCUUAAGCAGCAGGAGUUGGAGCGCCAGAAGGCCUUGGCCCUGCAGUGCUCAUGGAAGGAGGGGGAGCCUUUGAUUGCGACCUCCGAGGAGCUGAAGGCCACCCCUGAGAUUCCACAGGUAGAAUUGGGAAGCUCAGAGGGAGAGGCUGAGGCCCCCGAGGAGGAGGAAGACAAGGAGAAGGAGAAAAAAGAGGAGAAAAAACCAGAGCUCAUACCUAGCAAGGUGAUGUCCCUGUCUGACAGCUACCUUGACGAGACCUCCUCAGCCUCCAGCAUGGGCUUCAGGACCACAUGCACCUCAGAGACUGAGAUGUCGGCUAUCUGCCAGGAAUACAGGAGCACCUCAGCCACCGCCGUGACACUCUCUGACUCGUCACUGCUGAAGACGCAAUCCUCAGACUCUGGGAACAACAGGGAGGCACUGAGCCAUGGUCCCAGAAAAAUCAAGGCCACCCAGGGCCAGAGGCAGAGCCUUAGCAAGACCGAGGCCACCCAGAGCCAGAGGCGGAACUCCAGCAAGACCAAAGCCACCCAGGGCCAGGGGCAGAGCUCCAGCAAGACCAACGCCACCCAGAGCCAGAGGCGGAACUCCAGCAAGACCAACGCCACCCAGAACCAGGGGCAGAGCUCCAGCAAGACCAAAGCCACCCAGAGCCAGAGGCGGAACUCCAGCAAGACCAAGACCACCCGGAGCCCAAGGCAGAGGCCCAGAAAGGUCAAGGCUGCUUGUGGCCGGAGCUGGAGACCCAGCAAGGUUGAUGCCACCCAGAGCCAAAGCAGGGGACUGCUCCGAAGUUCCACCAAGACUGAGGCUUUCUAUGACUCAAACUGGAGCCUCAGCAAGACUGAGGAUGCCCAAGGCCAGGGCCAGAGGCCCAGCAAGGCUGAGGCUGCCCAGGGCAAGAGCCAGGGCAUGAGCUCAACUUCCAGCAAGGCCGAGUCCACCUGGGGACCCAGUCCAAGUCUCAGCAAAACUGAGGUUGAUCAGGACCUCACCUACUAUGAAGCUGUCUGAAGGGACCAUCCAGCCCCUCACCUCUUGCUGGGGAGGGGAGCAGUUCUACCCACCCCCCUACACUGGCACUCAGCCAGCUGCCUCCUUCCAGAGCAAUUAAAAGUCUUAGCAACAGUCCUCUGGUCCCACAGCUGAGUUUAUUAUACUUGUUCUCUUCUUUUACAAAAUUAAAAACUUCUAAAACCAGG